AUGAGGCAUCACAAAACCCUCUCAUUCUUUUAUUUCUCAUCAGCUGCUCUUUCUACUCUCCAUCUUCUUCUGUUUUGCGGUGUUACCCUUAUUCCCACUUCCUCCUUUGCAUCAUCAAAUGAAACCGAUAGACUUGCUCUUUUAGAGUUUAAACACCGCAUUUCUUCUGAUGAUCCCAAUGGAGUAGAAGUUCUUAACUCCUGGAAUCACUCUGUGCACCAUUGUGGUUGGCAAGGAGUGAGCUGCGACCAUCGACACCGACGAGUUGUGGGUUUGGAGCUUCCUAGGAUGGGGUUGGUGGGAACCAUAUCUCCUCAUAUUGGAAAUCUCACUUUCCUCAGGGCUCUUCAUCUCAGUGACAAUAAUUUGUACGGCGAAAUUCCAGGAGAGAUUGGUGGUCUGUUUCGACUAAGAUCUCUCGUCCUGUCCAGGAAUGCACUGACGGGAGAAGUGGCUAAGCUUAAUCUCAGCAGCUGCAUACACCUUAGGGAACUCUAUUUUAAUCGAAAUGACCUCCAGGGGAACCUCCCUACUGCAUUCCAAUUCCUAGCUAACUUGAAGAAGCUACAAAACCUCUCUCUGGGUAGAAACAGAUUGACAGGUGGAAUUCCUCCCACUAUUGGGAAUUUGUCAUCACUUCGUGUAUUGAACUUGAGGAUGAAUCAUUUGGAGGGACGUAUUCCACAUGAGAUUACGCGGUGUUGGGGUUUAAAUGUCCUUUCACUUGCCAUCAACAAUUUCACUGGUACACUAUCUCCUUCUUUCUUCAAUAUGACUUCUAUACGAACUUUUUCAGUAAACCUAAACUCACUUGAAGGGACCAUUCCAAGCUACAUAGGAGACACCAUGCCAAACUUGGAAGGCUUUUAUUUUGCUGCCAACAAAUUCCAUGGAACCAUCCCAAUUUCAUUUCCCAACGCCUCUAAGCUUCAAAUUCUUACGCUACCAGGAAACCAUCUUGUAGGUAAAGUUCCAGAUAAUAUUGGAAGGUUAAAAGAUCUUCAACGUUUGAACCUUGGGCGCAAUCUUCUUGGUAGCAAUGAUCCUCUCAAUGACUUGGCUUUUAUAGCAUCUCUGUCCAAUUGUAGUAAUUUAAAUGUAUUUUCCAUUUCUGGAAAUAGAUUUGAAGUUGCAAUUGAUUUGGGUAACAACAAUUUUCAAGGCAAUAUACCAUCAAAUGUGGAAAACUUCAGGUACUUGAAUGAAUGGUACAUGAACAAUAACAAACUAGAUGGCACCAUUCCUCAACAAGUUUUUAAUUUGCCAUCUUUGUCUAAGUACCUUUACCUUUCCCGUAAUUCUUUCACUGGUCUGUUAUCUCCUGCUGUGGGCAAAUUGAAAACACUAAAUGCUUUAGACAUCUCUGGAAAUAAAUUGUCAGGCAAAAUUCCAGAUACAAUUGGAGAUUGUUUGAGCCUUGAAUAUCUUGAUAUGCAUGAUAACCUCUUUGAAGGUAAAGUCCCACCUUCUUUGGUUUCCUUAAAAAGCAUUAUGUAUUUGGAUAUCUCAAACAACAAGUUGACUGGAGAGAUACCGAGAGACCUCCAAAAGCUUUCUCUAUUGCAAUAUUUGAACAUUUCUUUCAAUGAUCUAGAGGGGGAGGUACCAACAGUUGGAGUGUUUGCAGUGGCAACCAAUAUAUCAUUGCUUGGAAACAAAAAGCUAUGUGGUGGUAUACCUGAGCUAAAGUUGCCUCCAUGUCCUGUGAAGAAAAGAAAACACAGAAAGCAUUUAAAGCUUAUGAUUAUUAUUUUCACAUGUAUUUGCUCGGCUCUGGUGUUUGCAUCAUUCAUUGUUUUUCUAACAUUGUGUUGGAGGAAACAAAAAAGGGCGGAAUCAACUAAGCCAUCCAAAGUUGAAAAGCUUUCCAAAAUCCCUUAUAGAGACCUGCAUCAAGCUACUGAUGGUUUCUCUGAGACAAAUUUGAUCAGUUCGGAAAGUUUUGGCUCUGUUUACAAAGGAAGAUUUAAUCAAGGUGGAGGAGAACAUAUAACUGCGGUGAAGGUACUUGACCUUCUAAAAAAUGGAGCUACAAAGAGCUUUCUUGCAGAAUGUAAAGUGUUGAAGAACAUACGCCACCGAAAUCUUGUUCCAAUUUUGACUUGCUACUCGAGUUGUGAUUUUGCAGGUAAUCAAUUCAAAGCUUUGGUUUAUGAGUUCAUGGAAAAUGGGGAUUUGGAUAUGUGGUUGCAUACACAUUCAUAUAAUGCAAAGACAACUGUUCUAAGUGUUCUUCAAAGGUUAAACAUUGCAAUUGAUGUAGCUUGUGCAUUGCAUUAUCUCCAUGAUGAUUGUGAACCCACAGUUAUUCAUUGUGAUCUAAAGCCAAGUAACAUUCUGCUUGACAAAGACUUAACUGCUCAUGUUGGAGACUUUGGUAUAUCAAGACUUUAUUCACGUACAGUUGGAGAUCCAAUUGGUGAACAAAGUAGUACCAUUGGAUUAAAGGGGUCAAUUGGUUAUGUUCCACCAGGUAAGAAUAUUGUCAUAAACUUUAUCACUUGUUUCCAUAAGUACGGCAUAGGAGCAAAGGCAUCAACUUUUGGAGAUGUGUAUAGCUUUGGAAUCCUUUUGUUGGAAAUGUUCACAGGUAAAAGACCCACAGAUGCUUUAUUCAUGAAUGGUGGAUGUGAGAGUCUCUAUGAGUAUGUUGAGGCAGCAUUAUCGGAGCAAGUGAUGAAAAUUGUUGACCCAUUGCUUCUAGCAUGCCAUGAAAGCAACCUUGGAAUAAGACAAAAUGAAGAGUUGGAGAAUGAUGACAAUUUGGUAGAAAUUGAAGAGAGCAAGGUGCAUAACUUCUUCCUCUCCAUCUUCAAAAUUGGACUCACUUGUGCUUCAAGAUCACCAAUGGAUCGCAUGCAUAUGAAUGAAGUGAGCAGGGAAUUACAGAAGAUUAAGAAAACCUUCUUUGCAUAA
This is a messenger RNA of Ipomoea triloba (trilobed morning glory), 2916 nucleotides long. Its product is annotated as probable LRR receptor-like serine/threonine-protein kinase At3g47570. Gene Ontology annotation, molecular function: ATP binding; protein binding; protein kinase activity. Bases 1 to 2916 code for a protein of 971 amino acids. The transcript has 3 exons. The record is from RefSeq and is a predicted model, not a curated record. Gene Ontology annotation, biological process: protein phosphorylation. NCBI's taxonomy places the organism in Eukaryota, Viridiplantae, Streptophyta, Magnoliopsida, Solanales, Convolvulaceae.